Messenger RNA from Microthlaspi erraticum, 441 nucleotides. Lineage: Eukaryota; Viridiplantae; Streptophyta; Magnoliopsida; Brassicales; Brassicaceae. The record is from the annotation of a GenBank genome assembly.
AUGAUCUUUAGACAAGGCAAAGAAACAAACUUGGCGUUAGACGAAGUAGCCCAAGAUACACAAGUGUACCAAUGCCUCGUAGGUGUAUAUGCUCAGUGGCAUCUUAUCAGGACAGGGAGCACAUGGCUCACCGAUAUGGAGUUUCUGAAUCCUACACAUAGUCAGGGCAUCGAUCCAUGGAGUGACAAAGGACUCAACAUCAAUCCAUGGGGGGGUAUACUUAGACUCCUCAAUGGCUUUGUGAAGUUUCUUGAUUCCUACAAGGAUUCAUGGAUACGUAAACUCCGGUUACAUUAUGAUGAUAAUCAUCAUGGUGAGUCUUACGUACCCCAAUGGAUUGAUGUUGAGUCCUCUGUCACUCCAUGGAUUGAUGCCGUGACUGUGCGUAGGAUUCAGCAACUCCAUAUCGCUGUGCUAACCGUCCUGAUAAGAUGCCACUGA